AUGGGCGAAGACGAAAUUGUUCCAGGUAUAGAUAAGAAAUUAAUCGAAGAAUUUAAGAGAGAUUUCGAAGGCGAUGCUAAAAAUUUAAUUGCAAGAAACGUCAUCACGCGCCAUGGUCUUUCUGAGACAUAUCUUGAUCGGGCUAUUGUAAAUGCGACUUCCCAUGUCUUUCAAUACAAAGUUUCAGAAGCCAAACCAAUAACUAAUCAACUUAGUAGUGGACGCUGUUGGUUGUUUGCAUGUUUAAAUGCCAUACGUAUUCCGUUUAUUCGAUUUCAUAAAUUGGAAGAAUUUGAAUUCAGUCAAUCUUACUUGUUUUUCUGGGAUAAAGUUGAGCGAUGUAAUUACUUCCUCGAUGUAUUUGAGGAGGUUGCGAGAAAGAAAGAAGCAGUUGAUGGACGCCUCAUGAUGUUUUUACUAUCAAAUCCAGUUAAUGAUGGUGGUCAGUGGGAUAUGCUUGUUAAUUUGAUUAAAAAGUAUGGGCUAAUACCUAAGAAGUGUUGGAAAGAAAGUAGCUGCUCUGAAGCAUCUCGUGAUUUCAACAGAAUAUUGAAUUACAAGCUUAGAGAAUGUGCUUACCGUAUCCGGACUUUGGUAUUAGAUACAAACGCUAACAAAGAAGAAUUGCAGAAAGAAAAAGAUACUAUGAUGAAGGAGAUAUUUGGUGUUUGUUGUAUAUGUCUUGGUAGUCCUCCGAGCUCAUUUACUUGGGAAUAUUACGAUAAACUGAAACAGUUCAACACGGUUUCGGAUGUUUCUCCUCAGUUAUUCUACCAGAAAUACGUAAAGCCUGUUUUUAAUAUGGACGACAAAAUCUGCCUCGUAAAUGAUCCCAGAAAUCCGUAUGGACAGCUUUAUACUGUGGAGUAUUUAAAUAAUAUGUCGAAUGGACGAAUAACCCUGUAUAAUAAUCAACCAAUGGAUGUUAUAAAGAAACUUGCAAGCACAGCGAUAAGGGAUGGAGAGCCAGUCUGGUUCGGUUGCGACGUUGGGAAGCACUUUGUUAGAAAGUUGGGACUGCUAGAUUUAAAGUGCCAUCAGCAUGACCUUGUUUUCGGCUUUUCAUCUUUAAAUUUGGAUAAGAAAAGUAGACUCUUGUAUGGAGAGUCCUUAAUGACUCAUGCUAUGUUGCUUACUGGCAUAGAAAGGCGAUCAGAAUGGCAGCCAUCUAAAUGGCGUGUGGAGAAUUCAUGGGGUGACUCUUCGGGAGAGAAAGGAUAUCUGGUUAUGACCGAUGAUUGGUUUUCCGAGUUUGUUUUUGAAGUAGUCAUUGAUAAGAAACAUAUUCCAAAAGACAUCUUGACUAUUUUAGAACAGAAACCGAUAGUUCUUCCUGCCUGGGAUCCAAUGGGAGCUCUAGCUUAG
Messenger RNA from Trichoplax adhaerens, 1365 nucleotides. RefSeq lists its product as uncharacterized. NCBI's taxonomy places the organism in Eukaryota, Metazoa, Placozoa, Uniplacotomia, Trichoplacea, Trichoplacidae. Bases 1 to 1365 code for a protein of 454 amino acids. Gene Ontology annotation, molecular function: cysteine-type aminopeptidase activity. The record is from RefSeq and is a predicted model, not a curated record. Gene Ontology annotation, cellular component: cytoplasm. The transcript is spliced from 8 exons. Gene Ontology annotation, biological process: L-homocysteine catabolic process; response to toxic substance; proteolysis.